Messenger RNA from Hydractinia symbiolongicarpus, 2232 nucleotides. Its product is annotated as golgin subfamily A member 6-like protein 4. Bases 496 to 1578 code for a protein of 360 amino acids. Gene Ontology annotation, cellular component: cytoplasm. The record is from RefSeq and is a predicted model, not a curated record. Lineage: Eukaryota; Metazoa; Cnidaria; Hydrozoa; Anthoathecata; Hydractiniidae. The transcript is spliced from 8 exons.
UUGGUGCCAUCAUGAUUUUGAUUUUUGUCACCUAAAUGUCAUUUCAGGCCAAAAUUUGUCCAAAAAUUAAAACUACUUUAUUUUCGACAAAAAUUGGCACAGUUAAUAAAAAAAGUAUGCUGAAAAUGAUGGUCACAUCAAAAUUUUGAUUUUUUGUCAACUAAAUGCCGUUUAAGACCAUAAACGUUUCAAUCGUAAGACUUUCAACCAUAAAUGAUAGGCUGUAUUUUUUGUUAGCAAUUUCUUUUAAAAUGUUAGUUUAUUAUGACACGUUUCGUUUUGUUUGCGUUUCUUGUAAGAUAUAUUGUCACUUGUGUGCUUUAUCUUCAGAGCUUCAUGCACCAAAUCUCUUCGAAUGUUUGGCAUGAUAACACAACAAAUUAACAGGUUGUCAUCAAAUAUUUUGGUAGCGAGCAUAAAUUCUUAGAGUCCCCAGGGCUUCUUGUUUUAUUUGUAUUCAGUUGUAAUAAAUCAUACAGAGAAAAAAAAAAUAUUAUGAGUGGUCAUGUAAUCAGUGAGUUGUUUCAACAAAUUGUUCAUUCAGAAGAAAGGAUUAAGCAAAGAUUUGAAGCUUUGAAAAAAGUGAAUCAAAACAUCCAAGAUCAUCAAGAUAGAUUGAGAGAAACUAAAUAUGAAGUUGAAGCUUUGCAAGGUAGUCUAAGCGUUCUCAAUCACAAACUGGUGCAAGAAGAAAUUGAAUUGAAAUGGCUUGCCAUGAGGGAAACCAUUUUAAAGGGACAAAAAGAAGAAUCAUGUAGAGAAAAUGCAGACUUACGAGAGUUAAUAGAAGAGUUAAAUCACGAAGGUGAGAAUGAGAGAGAAGCGUUCCUUAAGGAGUGCGACAAAUUCUUGAAAGAAUUUCCUUUAACUGGGGAGUGUGAAAUGCCAGACUUUGAAGGAUGUUUGAAAGAAAAAUUACGUAAAGUAAAAGAAGAACAUGGGCAAAUUUUAAAACAAGUUGCAGCUAUGCAAACACGCGACGAGAAAUUGAAGUUACUCGAAGUUGAAAGAGACAGUCUGAACAAAGAAGUUAGUCAACUAAAUGACUUGAAAGAGGCUUUAGUAACAGAUUUGUGCAAAUUAAAGAAAGAAAAGGAAGAACUGAAAAUCGUGAAAGAAAAAGUUGCAAAAAAGUCAACAAUGAAACCAGAACUGCAUCAAAUGUUGACUGAUUUGGAGGAUGGAAAGAAUGAAUGUGCCAUGUUGAGUGAGCAGCAUCAGACACUAGCAAAAGAGCUUUACCAACUGCAGCAAACUUUUAUGAAAAAUGAACACAGAGCGAAGCAAAACUCGAACCCCUGGUACAUUUCGAAGCAGGUCCAACAGUCAGAUAGAACCCCUGAGAAAUCACGAAUGCAAGAUGCAAAUCAAGGCAGUUCAUCACAAAGAGUGUCAAGGUCGUCCGGGAAAAAGUUAUUUAAUUAUCAAGCUCACAAGAAAGCGAAGCAAAUGGAUGCAGAGAGACCACUUAGCAAUGAAAGUCAAACUAAACUGGAUCCAUUAGACAGUUUCGAUUUUGGUUUGGACGCUGAAGACGAUUCAUUUUUGGGUUGUGAUGUUGAAGGAUUUUUUCAUUGACGUUGUUUUGAAAUUUUCUCUGUAAAAAUGUAAAUUUUUUGUUUAUACAAAAAUUAAUGUUAUUAAAACUAGAAAUAAACCUAACAUUUUGUUCGUCCAUGUUGACUUCGUUCUGUUUAUACGUUUAUUAAUUACUAUAGAAUGUUUGCCAUAUAGAAAAGUCAUCUUCCAAGAAAUUGUCCGAAAACCUGAAGUCAGUAUUUGGUACACUGAUAUCAACUCAGUAAAAUGAAAUAAAUAAGCGAAAUUUAACGACCGUCGUAAAGCGCUUAGCGUUACGCGGAUCAACAAGUUCUGUAUGUGAAGUUACUCACCCCGCCCAGGUUCAAAUUCGAUAAAAGAGAAUUGUUAAUACAACAUAAUAACCCUGAGACAUAAUGGAAUUGAGUCUUUCACAAUAUAACAAGCACAAAGAUGGUUAGUUCUAAGGCUUUAUGUAUUUAUAUAAAACACGCUCAACAUCAUUUGACUUUUCCCGAUGAUGGAAGAAGGAUCUCCCGAAACGUAGCCUACUAAACUUUCAUGUUCAAGAAAUGAUAAACUUUCCACAAUAAUAAUAUUAUUACUGAAUUGAUCAAUUUUUACUACUAAAUUUUGAUUGGAAAUAACCAAUGCUAGCGGGACAAAAUGAUAAGCCUGGUGGCUGCUGUUACU